CCGAAGCGACCGGUCCGGCAAAUAUGCCUUGUGAAUGUGAGUCGAGACCUCGGAAAGACGCCACCUUUUCAAUUUCAGAAAAUUGGAAAAUAUUAGAAGUUGGAAUCAUGCAGUAAUAAGAAAGCGGAUUGCAGUAAGAAUAUGGUGAAAGUUCUGAUUGAAAUAUUGGCACGUUUGACGACCAGAGUUCAGUGCGAGGAAGCGUAGUUUGACCUAACUGCCAGAGGACAAUAUCAGCUGGUUUGUGUUCGUGUUGUGUUCCCCACAUACCAAUUUUCGUGUCAGUAGUAGAUCUCUGGGCUCUACUUUGUCUGCUCAACUCAAGAUGUCAAAAUGAUGAGGAUUGAGCAGGGAGAUGAUACAAAUGUGAUCAGAAUUUAACAAGAAGAUGAUACAAAUCUGGUCAGGAUCAAACAAGAAGAUGAUACAAAUCUGGUCAGGAUCAAACAAGAAGAUAAUACAAUUAUGGUCAGGAUUAAACAAGAAGAUGAUACGAUUAGGAUUGAGCAAGGAGAUACUAUACAUGUUAUCAGGAUCAAGCAAGAGGAGAAAGAGAAGGACACAAUCCGCAAUGCUUUAGCAGAUGAAGUAUGGAUGAAAGAGAAAGUAGAGGAGGUGAAAGGAAAAAAGUCUGUCAGUUCUGCUGGUAGAGGUCGGGGGUCUAUUGAUGAAGGAGAUUCGGCUACAGAAACACAAGAUUUGAAAGAAGAAGGUACGUCAAUCAACAGUGGUGAUGAGUUUCAUCUUGAAAUACAGUCUGGAGAAAAGUUAGAUCAGAGGAAUAUUCCUGUAUCAAGUAGAUCAAGAAGAGAAGAAGAUGAAUGUUUAAACUGUAAGAAAGAAUUUCCUUGUAAAUGUGAUGGUCAAAAUGUUGUGGAAGAAAGGCCACAUGGCUGUUCUUACUGUUACAAAAGAUUUUCUUUUAAAAGCAGACUGAAUGAUCAUAUCAGGACACACACAGGAGAAAAGCCCUACAGAUGUUCAUUGUGUGAAAAAAGAUUUUCUUUUAAAAGCAGACUGAAUGAUCAUAUCAGGACACACACAGGAGAAAAGCCCUACAGAUGUUCAUUGUGUGAAAAAAGAUUUUCUUUAAAAAGCAGACUGAACGAUCAUAUCAGGACACACACAGGAGAAAAGCCCUACAGAUGUUCAUUGUGUGAGAAAAGAUUUUCUUUUAAAAGCAGACUGAAUGAUCAUAUCAGGACACACACAGGAGAAAAGCCAUACGAAUGUUCAUUAUGCAAGAAAAGAUUUUCUGCAAAAUUCUCCUUGGACAGGCAUCUCAGAAUACACACAGGAGAAGCCCCAUACCAAUGUUCAGUUUGUGAGAAAAGAUUUUCUCAAAACUCUGCUCUGAGAUAUCAUCUCAAGACACACACAGGAGUAAAGUCAUUCAAAUGUUCAUUAUGUGAUAAAAGAUUUUCUCAAACGAGUGAGCUGAACCGUCACCUCAGGACACACACAGGAGAAAAGCAGUUUAAAUGUACAUUAUGUGAGAAAAGUUUUUCUUUUAAAGACAAACUGAACCGUCAUAUCAGGACGCACAGUGGAGAAAAAUCGUACAAAUGUUUGUUAUGUGAGAAAAGAUUUUCUCAAAAGAGUGAUCUGAACCGUCAUCUUAGGACACACACAGGAGAAAAACCAUACAAAUGUUCAUUAUGUGAGAAAAAGUUUAAUCAAAAGAGUAUGUUGACCCAUCAUCUCAGAAGGCACAUACAGGAGAAAAGCUGUAUGAAUGUACAUGAUUAUGUGAGGAAAAUUUUCUGAAAAAUACACUCUUAACAAUCAUUUCAGAACCCUUACAGAAGAAAAGUCAUACAAAUGUUCAUUAUGUGAGAAAAGAUAUUCUCAAAAGAGUGAUCUGAAAAACAUAUCAGAGGACACACACCGGAGAAAAACUGUACAAAUGUUCAUUAUGUAAGAAAAUGUUAAGCCAAAGGUACAAUUUGACCUGUCGUGUCAGAACACACACAGGAGAAACGCCAUAGAAAUAUUUAUUAUGUGAGAAAAUAUUGAUUUUCAUAAGAUAAUGAUCUGAUAUGUCAUCUCGAUACAUACAUUGGAUAUAAGCCGUAUAAAUGUUUCUUAUGCAUUGAGUAGGCAGGUCCCUAAAAAGGGGAUUUUUUUUCUUCCAAGUGAUAUUCAUGACUAGAAAGGUUUAUUUUUACCUGACAGUUGUUUUAACAUUUUAUCUUAAUUUAAACCCAAUUGAUUUUUUAAUUAUAAUAAAGCUGAAGAUUAAUGCUUCAAAGCCUAUCUUUAGCUUUGGUAAAUCUUCCCCAAAGUGCAUUUUGCAAAUAUUGUAAUUCAUUACUAAAUUAUAUCAAUGCAUGUCCAAGACAUUUGAUUUAGUAGAUAAUUUUUCAGAUUUUAAUUCAAAAUUUCAUUUUAUCAGGUUCCCGAUCAAGAUUAUAUAACUGUGUAGAUAUAUAACACGCAUGGAAUGAGCUCAAAAUGAUUGGAAUAUAUACAAAUUGAAAUACAAAAGACCCAAAUAGCAGAAUGCUCUCUUUAAUCGUAGUUUUCCCCGAGGUAUUGUAAUUUUUUGAGCUAUUGGGUAAUUGAUCAAUACGCAGUAGUGUGCGUCUUCUUGGCAUUAUCCAACCAAUGCAGUCAUGUUUUUUAUACACACCUGGUUUCUAUUUUAUACUUUUAUUUGCCUUGAGCUCUCUACAGACUAGAUUUUGUGCUUUACAAGUCACGUUGCUGUUGAAUUAUUCAAUUCUUAAUUUUUUAAUGCUUGUUUUAAGUUUCUUUUCAUUCAUAAUUACAAUAUCCCUUAGUUUAAUUGAUAAAAUGGUGAUUUGGAUCAGUCAUAGCUAAUAGGCAAAUUUGUUAAUGACUUUUUUUUUUAACAAUCAUGGUAUUGAAUCAAGGAUGGUUUAUUUUUGUACAACCCUGCUCAUUUUGCUGGGGCAUUAGAAAUGUUACACUAGAUACCAGGGGCAGAUCAAAUUUGACAAACCCCCCGAAAAAGAUCCUCACUUGUGUAUGAAGGACGUAUUUCCAUUAAUAAUACAUUUAUGCUGUGACUUUCAAUCGGGGGGGCACACUUAUGUAAGAAUAGUAUAUUUACAUUAAAAUUUUGAUAAUGGCUCUCAAAAGGGUGCCACUUGUGUCUCCCACCGAUCGGCAAUAAACACUGUUUAAAGAGCGAAAAACACGGUUUUUGUCAUGUGAUAACUCUGUUUAUCGGGUGGAAA
Messenger RNA from Lytechinus variegatus (green sea urchin), 3203 nucleotides. Its product is annotated as gastrula zinc finger protein XlCGF52.1-like. NCBI's taxonomy places the organism in Eukaryota, Metazoa, Echinodermata, Echinoidea, Temnopleuroida, Toxopneustidae. The transcript is spliced from 3 exons. Gene Ontology annotation, molecular function: RNA polymerase II cis-regulatory region sequence-specific DNA binding; DNA-binding transcription factor activity. Gene Ontology annotation, cellular component: nucleus. Gene Ontology annotation, biological process: regulation of transcription by RNA polymerase II. Bases 466 to 1767 code for a protein of 433 amino acids. The record is from RefSeq and is a predicted model, not a curated record.